GGAGAACAGGGCAUCCUGGUGCUGGUCCUUCCCCUGGCGUCAAGAUGAAGCAUUCAAGCUAGGUUUUGCCGUCUUGGACCGUUUUAAAGUCCAUGGCGUCAAGCAGGCUCAAGUAUUCAAAGCAAGGUUUUGCUGUCAUGGUCCUCAUGGACCAUUUGAAGUUCAAGCUCUGCUAUUCACAAAUCAUGAACUAUAGGUUCUUGUAAUUUCUUAUAAUCAUGGCUGUGAGUGAUUCUUAACUCCCGCUCCGACCAUUUCUUCUUCUAAUAAGGAUGGGAGUGAAGGCGGUUCGCCCAACAGACCACCUGUCUACGUUGGAUGAUUACCACGAAUUUUACAUUUUCUGAAUCUUCUGAACCAUAACACCAACUUCUUCGUUAAAUUUCUCUCGGUUCUUCUCUGCUUAGCCUUCAUUUCGCAUCGUCUGCUCUGCGGACAUCAAAAUUCAAAUCCACAUGUAGUAAUUCUCUGUUCUUUCUCGAUUUUCAAGAUGACGGCAGAGUCAUCGGAUGGUCCAACCACCAUAAAUCUUCUCUGCAACGCCGGUGCCGGUGCCGCCGCAGGAGCCAUUGCUGCCACCUUUGUAUGCCCUUUGGAUGUGAUCAAGACGAGACUCCAGGUCCAUGGGCUGCCCAAAGCGCCCCAUGCUGGUCAAAAAGGAAGUAUCAUUAUUGUGGGCUUACAGAACAUAAUUAAAAAUGAGGGUUUGAGAGGAAUGUAUCGUGGCCUUUCUCCAACAAUAUUGGCACUACUUCCAAACUGGGCAGUUUAUUUCACAGUUUAUGAGCACCUCAAGAGCCUACUUCAUUCACACGUGGAUCAGAAUGGACAACUUACUCUUGAUGCAAGUAUUUUAGCUUCUUCAGGUGCUGGGACUGCCACAGCCAUUGUGACCAAUCCAUUUUGGGUUGUCAAGACUAGACUCCAAACGCAGGGAAUGAGACCAGAUGUGGUGCCUUACAAUAGCGUAUUUUCUGCUUUGAGAAGGAUUAUGCAUGAAGAGGGAAUCCGAGGGUUGUAUAGUGGUGUUUUGCCUUCAUUAGUGGGGGUAAGCCAUGUUGCCAUCCAGUUUCCAGCAUAUGAAAAUAUGAAGUCUUAUCUAGCGAGAAGAGAUAACACAACCGUUGAUAAACUUAGUCCCGGACAUGUUGCCAUUGCUUCUUCAAUAGCUAAAAUACUUGCCUCCACAAUUACUUAUCCUCAUGAGGUUGUGCGUGCGAAGUUGCAAGAGCAAGGUCAAUCCCACAAUGCUGAGAUCAAGUAUGCAGGUGUUGUAGACUGCAUCAAAAAGAUCUACCAAAAGGAAGGUGUCCCUGGUUUUUACCGGGGCUGUGCCACUAAUCUGUUGAGAACAACCCCAGCUGCUGUUAUUACUUUUACUAGUUAUGAGAUGAUCCAGAGAUUUUUACGGCGUGUUUUACCUCCUGAGCAGAAGUAUCCACAAGGCCAACCAAAAUCAGAUGAUCAUGUCAAGCCCAAGCCAAAAAAUGGAGGGUUCAGAGAAAAGAAUGAUGACAGGAUGCUUCAACCUUCACAGGUUCAGUCUAAUAAAAGAACCACCUCAAUUCCGUCAGGGAGCAAGGAACAACUUACAGCAAGACACUGAUUCUUCCACCUUCCCUUUUACCACUGAGGGAAAUCAUUUCAAAUAUGCAAGAAAAUAAAAAUGAAUGCAUCUCUUACUUAGUCACCUUCUUUCUUUUUCUAUAGUCGGUGAAAACUCCUAAUUAGAACAUUUUUUUUGUACCCGUAGUGAGUUGUUUGGUUGGAUAAGCAAUUAUUGCUUAGAAAUCAAUUUUGUUUUACUAAUGAAUCCUUGCUUCUUUUCUCAA
Macadamia integrifolia is the source of this 1832-nucleotide messenger RNA. Its product is annotated as nicotinamide adenine dinucleotide transporter 1, chloroplastic-like. Bases 491 to 1606 code for a protein of 371 amino acids. Lineage: Eukaryota; Viridiplantae; Streptophyta; Magnoliopsida; Proteales; Proteaceae. The transcript is spliced from 10 exons. Gene Ontology annotation, biological process: NAD transmembrane transport. Gene Ontology annotation, molecular function: NAD transmembrane transporter activity. The record is from RefSeq and is a predicted model, not a curated record.